AUGGGCGAAUUAGGUGUAGAUUUGAUGAAAGAUGGAGUAGGGAAUAUAAUAGGAGAAAUUGCUUCUCAUUCAAGUGGUGGAGUAAGUAAUUUUUUUGAUUCUACUAGUGAAUAUUAUGGGCAAUUAGGUGAUGCCGAAGACACAGUGUCCCAUCUUAAACUAAUCACUCACCUUGCACAUCUUAAUAAGGGAAUAAAUUAUGAUCCUGAUUGUAAAGAGUUUGCUAGAUUUAUUAGCGAACCCGUUUACCAUGAAGUCCAAUUCAUGAAAUUCUACAAAGCUACUUUGGAAAACAAAGAUGGGAAUUUUGCUUGCUCUUUUGGAGAAAAGCAUUUACAGAAUUAUUCUCGCGAAAAGAAAGUUUGUUUUUUGAAAUUAGAAACCAUCGGCAAAGAAAGUAAAGAAAAAGCAAUUCAAAACAAGGAAUUAUUAAAAAAAGAAUUAACUGAAAAAGCCAAAAUAAUUAUUAAAAACCUAGAAAAUCCUCGUUUAAGGUUUUUAGUCAGUAAUUUCGCUAAAAAUCAAGUAAUUUUGGAUAAUAACCUUGCUCUUAACCAUUUAAAAAACAUUUAUGUUGACCUAACUAAAAUUGACCUAUAUUAUUUAUUGAAAGAUAUCCAAGAAAGAAUUAAAAUUCUUGAAAAAUUAAUUUAUUAA
Funneliformis geosporum is the source of this 657-nucleotide messenger RNA. Lineage: Eukaryota; Fungi; Glomeromycota; Glomeromycetes; Glomerales; Glomeraceae. The record is from the annotation of a GenBank genome assembly.